Messenger RNA from Coffea eugenioides, 648 nucleotides. RefSeq names its product AP2-like ethylene-responsive transcription factor CRL5. Gene Ontology annotation, molecular function: DNA binding; DNA-binding transcription factor activity. Gene Ontology annotation, biological process: regulation of DNA-templated transcription. The transcript is spliced from 6 exons. Bases 1 to 648 code for a protein of 215 amino acids. The record is from RefSeq and is a predicted model, not a curated record. Lineage: Eukaryota; Viridiplantae; Streptophyta; Magnoliopsida; Gentianales; Rubiaceae.
AUGGCUUCAAGUUCAACUGCUAAUGGGAGCCCUUUGGCUAAUCAAUCUGCUGCUGCUGCUGAGAAUUCAGUGAAGAGUAUUGCCCCAGUAGUUGCAUCAACUCAGGGAGAAAGUUCAAAACCAUCAUUGGUCAAGGGACCUACUUCAGCUUAUAUUGGAGUGAACAAGGCCAGAGGCAAAGAUCAUGUGUAUACCUCCUUUGCCUAUGUCAAAACGAGAGGUCGCUCAGGUAGAUAUGCUGAUGAAGAGGAGGCUGCAAGGGUUCAUGACAUUGUCACUCUAAAGUGCUCCGGAGCAAGAGCAAAAUUGAAUUUCCCGGCAAGUCAUUACCAGGACAUAAUGAGAAUGAUGAGAGACAUGGAUGAUGAGGAGGUGCUCGCUCAUGUUAGAAGGUCUGGCAGCCGAUUUGCAAGGGCAGACUCCAAUUAUCGUGGAGUCACUAGGUACUUUCAAACCGGCGGGUGGUUCUCUGGAUACCAUUCCUUGGUGCAUCAGGAUCGGAUGCCGCUCUUCAGAUACUCGCAGACUGUGAUGCACCUCCUAUCUGCACAUCCGAAUUCCCAAGCUCACAAUGCGUUUGAUUCCAGUGCACAACACGUGUUUUCGCAUUCCAGCUCCAGCCCCUUCAAGCCCUACGUCAAAAACUGA